Messenger RNA from Formica exsecta, 4172 nucleotides. RefSeq lists its product as uncharacterized. The transcript is spliced from 3 exons. The coding region runs from base 299 to 4030 and encodes 1243 amino acids. The record is from RefSeq and is a predicted model, not a curated record. Lineage: Eukaryota; Metazoa; Arthropoda; Insecta; Hymenoptera; Formicidae.
GUUAUAUGUACUCAAAUGAAAAAAAAUCACGCGCAGUUAAUAAAACAUAGUCAAUCAAGUAAUAAUGUUUUUGUACUUCUGAUCCACAAUUAUGGAUCUAGCACGGACAUGCACCAACCGGUCAUUUUACCAUGGCAUCAAAAAGUGGAUCUGGCAUCUGGCCAUGUAGUUCCGCUAAUCCAAUUAGCGCCACUGUACCAGUUAGGUUAGGAAAGCGUGGCCCCCCCCAUGUAUCUGUGAAUUUGUUCACAAAUUACAUAUAUAUUUUCUUCGAUUUUAUUAAACAGUAUAAUAACUUAUGGAAAAUUACGUGGUGGAAAACAUCAAUAAUGACUUCCUUUCACAGUCUUAUUCUCAAAGCAUCGAAAGGAUUACGGGAACCAAAGAUCACAUCUUUAAUUUUCAAAUACCAAAAAAGCUUCUGAAAGUUAGGGAAAAAUCUUGGGUUAAUUUGUUUGGCAAAUAUUCUAAAAAGAUGUCUGAUGAUAUAGUACUAAAUGUUGAUACUUUAGAACCCGAUGAAGAGGAAAUAGAAAAAGAAGUUUGUGAAGAAGAAUACACUUGUGAACAGCGAAUACCUAUGCGCAAACCAGCAAUUUUAAUACAAUAUUGGAUAAACACUGGUAAUCAACCCUAUAAAGCUCUUCUAGAUGAAAAUGAAUUAUCUGAUACUGGAGUGUCUCUCAGCGAGAAAGAUAUUACACUUUCAUUACAUUCGUCGGUUUCAAAUAUAAUAGAUGAAGGCAAAAAGCUGGAAUACAAGAGUGAGUCAUCCUGUAGUUCUGUAAACACUGCAGCUUAUAUUUUAUCAAAUGCAAAUAUUACAAAUAAAGCAGAUACUAUAGCUAUUAUAGAAAGUGCAAAAUGUAACAAAAAUAUUAAUUCUUUAAAAAAUAUUUGUAUUAAAGAUAUAAAAUUUACAUCCAAUAAUACUAUUCAGUGCAUAGAAAAUGCAAGAAUCAAUCGUGUGACACACAAUGACAAUAGCAAUGUUAAUACUAAUGUUCCAGAUAUUGAAUUGUGUUCGAUGUCGAAAGAAUAUAUAACAUCAAAAACAUGUGAUCAACCUACUACUAACGUAGUAGCAUCUGAUAACACAAUACAGCCUAACAUAUAUUCGCAGAGUUGUGAACAAACUGAUAAGAUGAAUGUGUUAAGUAUCAGCGAAAGAAGUUUAGACAUCCAAAGUAGAGACAACAAUAUUCAGCAGUUUAACGAAACAUUGGAACUGUUGACUGGAGAUGGUGAAAACAAUGGUACUUCAAAUCAAGAGAGGGACAAGAUAUUAGAAAAAAAUAAUUCUUAUAAGGAGGAAAUAUCAGAAAAUAUUGCACAAGAAAUGAUUACAAAUGAUACAAGUUUAACAGCUUUUUACCGUAAAAAAUUGUAUACAGGUAGGAAUUCUCCUAUAGAUUUAAUACAAACUGAAAAACAUAGUAUAAAUAGACUAUCUGGAGCAAUGCAAAGCUUACAUCCAGCUUUAGAUUCUGAUUGUAUAAUUAAGGGAAAAACAUUAUUAGUUCACAAAGACGAAAGUGAAAACUUGUCUCCUAGCAAAACAAAUCUUGGUUCUAAAAAAACGAAAAGAAAAAGAAAAAAACGGUCUUCUAUUUCUGAUAAAAUUAUUACUAAUACUAGUAAUGAAUCACUAAAUAAUAACAGUACUCAAAAUUAUAUUGAUAGUUCCUUCAAGAUUUCGUUAGACGAUACCAAUUCAGAUAAACGAGACGAUGUUUUGCUUUCAGAGCGCAAUAAUGCAAAUAUUUUUGUAACGAAUGAAACAUGCAAACAAGAUUUAUCUUCCCUUAAUAUAAAUCCAGUAGUUCUUUUGGAGCGAAUUGUACCUUCCUUUAAACAACAUAAAUCCAAAUCUGCCGAGAAUAAUCACAUCGCGCAAAAAAGCAAUGUAUGUAAUUACAGACAUUUAAACGAGUCUAAUAAGUUGUAUACUUGUAAUAUCGAAAAUAUAGAACUAGAAACGAUAGAUAGCGACGAAAGUACCAUUCUUGUUUGCCAAUGUAAAACUGCUUCAUAUUCAAAAGAGAGUGAUUGUUCUUUUAAUUUGAGACUAAGUACUGAAGACGACUUUUCUGCUUCAAAUACAGAAGAGAAAGAUGAUAAACUGUCAAGUUUGAAGAGUAUUGAUGUUAGUCAGGACAAAGAAGAACCAUAUAUUAUAUUAGAAGAAUUAUUUCCAUGCGUGUCAGUAAAUAAGGAUUGUACAAAUGUUGGAUCCCGAGAAAUUGAUGCUACAGUGGAACGAUUACCAUCAGCAAUAGAACCACAAAUCUUUAAUAAAGAUGACACUAUUCGGCAAAAGGUUGUAUUAAAUAAAUUUAAAACAUUUUCUUCCAAUUCAUAUCAAACAAACAAAAUGGGUAAUGUGAGAUCUCGAGAAAUUAAAGUUAUAUUGGAACGAUUACCAGCAUUGGUAAACAAAAAUUUUACAAAUACAACUAUGGAAACAGAAAUUAUGAAUAAAAGUAACAUCCAGCAGAAAGAAAUAUUAAAUAAAUUUAAAACACAUUCUUCUAAUUCAUAUGGAAUAAAUAGGACAGAUAACGUAAAACUCCGAGAAUUAAAAAUUGCAUUGGAACGAUUACCUCCAAAUAUAUGUCAUAAUGGUACAAAUAUUUUUGCUGAUAAAAACAUAAUUUCGAAAAAUACAAACUUGCAUAAUAAUAAACGAAAACGUCGAAUUAGAAAAAUAUCUAAAAUUUCGGCGUGUGAAAAUGUAGAGACGUCUAUUCAAACAGUUGACAAAGUUGAUAAUAAUUAUUCAUUUAGAUUGCGUACCAGAACUAAGAAACAUAAUGAUUCAAAAAUAAGUGAUACAUCGGAUAUUGUUGUAGAAGAUCAAGUUUUCGAUAAGAUAGAAUCCGAGUUUCCAAUUCAAUAUAAAAAUGAUAGCAAAGUGAGCCAAGCUAAUCAUAAUAAGUAUUCAGUUUUAACUUUCACGUCAUCGGAUGAAGAUGAUUUUGUUCGAUUGAUACAACGUCCCAAAAAAAGACCAAAAUUUACAAAAGAUGACGAGCUAUUAGACGAAACAAACAUCACUGAAAAGAAUUUGUGUAAUGAGGCUAAACUUGUUGCUACUAAUAAGGACAAAUAUCAUUGUAGUAGAAACUUAAGGACAGUAAUAUUUUCUUCAAAAAAGCCUAAAACAACAAGAGAAACUUUUGAAUCAAUCAAAGAAAGAAAAGGAUCAAGUGGAAUCGAGAUAAAAUCUUCCGAUAACACAAUUACUUCUUUAAAAAUGUGUGAAAAUGAAAAAUUUGUGUUUACUCCAAAUAAGAAUGACAAUGAUAGUAUCGCUAAGAAUUUAGAUAAAAGAAAGAAAAGAGCUUCUUUUCUUAACUAUAACAAAAACAUAAGUAAUAGUAACAAAAGACGUUUGAAUGCAAUAGUGAAAAGGAAUGGGAUAGAUUAUAAGGAUGACAGCUGUGGCAUGUUCUUCCAAACAAAAACGUUUUAUUCAGACUCCUCAGAUUCUGAAAAAAAUAAUAGUUAUACUACACCUAUUCGUAAGACCCACAAAAAUUCUUUUGUGCAUCAUGAAUUGCAAUAUCAUAAUCAUGACAAGUUGGAAGAAAUCUUUAAUGAUUCUAAGAGAUAUAGUAGAAAACAUUCAAGCUCAUUAAAUUCUUCCUUUGAGAAGCAUGAAGUCACCAAUCAAAUACACAAUAUUGAAAUUGAAUUGGGCUCAACUAGCAAAGAAGUUAAAAUAAGCAAACGAUUGGAUAAUGAAAAAUUUAAUGAUAAUAUUAAUUCAAGAAUUAUUAAUACAAAAAAAGAUACGUCUCCUUGUUUUAUAAAUGAUACAUCGAUACGAGAUACAACCACGCAAAAAAAUAUGUAUUCAAGUAUUUCUCUUGGAAAAAAUAAUUUUAGUAGUUUAUCAAAAAAUGAACAAAUCUCUGACGAAUCUAAGAAUGCGUCAGCUAUUCAACAAGACGACGUUAAAUCAACGAAAUUGUUAAUGUUUCAAACUAAAACUUAUUAUGACUCUGAUUCGAACGAUUCUUCAUAGUAUUUUUUAGAAAAUAUGUAUAUAUAUAUGAUACUCGUGGUAUGUUUGUAUAAAUUAUAUAGAGAAUAUAUGUGUAUAGAUGUAGAUAGAGAAAUAUAUAUGAAAUGAGAUGAAGUUAGAUACCGUACAUCAGAAUAGUAAA